CGCGUGAGGUAGCUCCGGCCAGGGUCGCCUCGGCGUUUCUCUCCCCGCCCCGCAGUCAUGGCGGCGGAGCAGGAGGCCUUGAAGGGCGGCGGCGGCGGCGGCGGCGGCGGCAACAGCGGCCGCAACCGGGGAGGCGUCCAGCGCGUCGAGGGGAAACUCCGCGCCAGCGUGGAGAAGGGAGACUAUUACGAGGCGCACCAGAUGUACCGGACUCUGUUCUUCAGGUACAUGUCGCAGGGCAAACACGCAGAAGCCAGAGAGCUCAUGUAUUCAGGGGCUCUGCUCUUCUUCAGCCAUAAUCAACAAAAUAGCGCUGCUGAUCUCUCCAUGCUUGUUCUGGAAUCCUUGGAGAAGUCAGAUGCAAAAGUGACAGAUGAGCUAUUAGAGAACCUGGCAAAAAUGUUCAGUCUGAUGGAUCAAAACUCGCCCGAAAGAGUAGCUUUUGUGUCCAGAGCCCUGAAGUGGUCCAGCGGUGGAUCGGGGAAGCUGGGACAUCCAAAACUACACCAGUUGUUGGCUAUCACGUUAUGGAAAGAGCAGAACUAUUGUGAAUCUCGCUAUCACUUCCUGCACUCCACAGACGGGGAAGGUUGCGCAAAUAUGUUGGUAGAAUAUUCCUCCGCCAAGGGAUAUCGCAGCGAAGUGGACAUGUUUGUAGCUCAAGCUGUGUUACAAUUCCUCUGCUUGAAAAACAAAACCAGCGCCCUGGUAGUUUUCACGACGUACACGGAGAAGCAUCCUUCCAUAGAAAGCGGGCCCCCCUUUGUACAGCCCUUGCUUAACUUCAUCUGGUUUCUGCUGCUGGCGGUUGACGGAGGAAAGCUGACCGUAUUUACAGUAUUGUGCGAACAAUAUCAGCCUUCGCUGAAACGGGAUCCCAUGUAUAACGAAUACCUAGACAGAAUAGGACAGCUCUUCUUCGGUGUCCCCCCAAAACAAACGUCAUCCUACGGAGGACUAUUAGGCAAUCUUUUAAACAGCCUCAUGGUAGCCGGGGAAGAGGAGGAAACGGAAGAAGAGCAGCAGGAAAACAGCAGCCCCAUCGAGCUGGAUUGAGAUCCUCCUUGAAUCCCUUGGAAUCCAGACCACGUGCUCACCCGAGACUCCCACGAUGACGACGACGACGACAAAACGAAACGAAAACAAACAAAACAAAAAAAGAGAGAGAGACAUUGGGGACGAAUCCUGCGGUCGUUCCUCGUCAGAUUCAAGGGGGCCACCUCUGUUAUGUUUAAAAGAAGAAGGUUUGCUGAGAUGUUCAUAAUGUUUUGGUCUAUAUUAUUUAUGUAAAAACAAAAAAAACCCACAACCCAAUGCGCUGGGGAUAGGCAGGAGAGAGAAAAAAAACGGAUUUUGUUGCGAUCAUUAGCGGACUUUUUUGAACGCCGGCAGCAGACUGAAAAAGGCGCGCCUUCUCUGUGGUUUUCUGAGCAGUAUUUCCCUCCUCUUUCCAGGCCCACGAAAUAAAACCAGAACACACAUUGGUUGCUUUAUAUAUAUAAUAUAUACAUAUAUAUACGGUAUAUAUAUUUUUCCCAAAGGCUACCGUUUCAUUCCAGCCAAUUCACCAAUUAAGGACUUUUGAUUGUCAAAGGAGGGGAGGGGAAGAAGGAAAAAUGUGGUGGAGUUGUUGUUGAAAAUUCAGGCAGUUUGCUGCUCAUGAAGGCAUCCCGUAGACUGGUGCCAAAAUAGUAGUAGUAGUAGUAAUAAUAAUAAUGAAUUUUCAGAUGAGCCAAAGAAAAAAUUGCUACUAAUUGAAAAAGAAAAAAAACAAGGACUUACACCAAAUUCAUAUCCAUUGUAAAGGGGGAGGGGGUUGGGAAAUGAUACAUUUGAGUAAAUUAUAGCAAGGAACAGGCCGAGCAUAACUUGGGGCAAUGUAAAUUUUCUAUUAAAAAAAAUAUGUCAUUUAACCCCAACUUGUGGAAGGCAUAGUCAAAGGAGAAUUUUCAGCCUUCUAAGGGUAUGAACUGCAGCUAAAAUCCUGUUAUUUUCCUAGAAAGACGGUUGUUUAGUCCGAACAUCCAGCAAUCUGCAGCCCUGCUUCCGAAAAAAUAAUACUAAAUCACUCCCUUUUGGCUGGCGAAGAAAGCAUGCACAUAUUAGAAGCGAAGAGGGAUCCUUAGGUGAAGGGGAUCUGCAGACCUUUUAGAUUAUUUAUUUUGACGGGAUGAUCCAUUGAUCCAUUUUUAACCCUUCGUGUGCAAAAGAAAAAAAAACGACAAGUUAGCUUACCAAACCCCUCGUAACGGGCUUCGUGUAACUCUUUUUAACAUCCUCGUCUCCGUUAACGCACAUCGACACCAGAAGUUUAAACCGUACAAUUACAAAAAAAAAGAAAGAAAGAAAGAAAAAAAUGGAGGAGGGGACGUUUUAUAUUUUCACAUUUAAAAAAAAAAAAGGCUUAGAUUAAUACGGCGAUCAUGCAUGAAAGGGGAAUAUUACGUUUUUAUUUACUGUAAAAAAACAAAACAAAACAAAAAAGAUGGAUUUGUGUUAAUUGUUGAGUAUAAAAUAAAUACUUUAUACCGGA
This is a messenger RNA of Pantherophis guttatus, 2533 nucleotides long. RefSeq names its product guided entry of tail-anchored proteins factor 4 (gene GET4). Gene Ontology annotation, molecular function: protein binding. The record is from RefSeq and is a predicted model, not a curated record. Gene Ontology annotation, biological process: protein insertion into ER membrane. Lineage: Eukaryota; Metazoa; Chordata; Lepidosauria; Squamata; Colubridae. Gene Ontology annotation, cellular component: cytosol; BAT3 complex.